Messenger RNA from Frankliniella occidentalis (western flower thrips), 1567 nucleotides. Its product is annotated as CLIP domain-containing serine protease B15. Gene Ontology annotation, molecular function: serine-type endopeptidase activity; lysozyme activity. Gene Ontology annotation, biological process: proteolysis. The record is from RefSeq and is a predicted model, not a curated record. The coding region runs from base 50 to 1483 and encodes 477 amino acids. The transcript is spliced from 9 exons. Lineage: Eukaryota; Metazoa; Arthropoda; Insecta; Thysanoptera; Thripidae.
AGUCACACGUGUUCUGUGGCCCAAUGCAGUUCAGAUCUAUCCAGGCGCAAUGCAAGCUCUGCGCCUCCUGUUCGUAGUUACUGCUGUGCCCUUCAUGCGUAUAGUUGAGGGCGCUCAAGUGUGCGGUCUACGUACAGCCCAGGGCCGGACCUUUGUAAGGAAUGGCCAAGACACAACAAAUACUACUGAAAUACCUUGGAAUGUCAUAGUAUAUGACAUGAAAGUAAAAACAGGCCCGACGCAAAUUUGCGGUGGCUCUUUGAUUAAAACAGAUUAUUUCAUUUCAGCGGCGCACUGCUUUUACAUAAACAACAAAUUUCUUCGAAACGUCACUGAUUUUUCUGCUGUAGUCGGGGGUCUGUACAGCGCAUGGAAUGCUACUGAAGACACAAGGCAGCAUGUUCAGCUCAAACAGAUAUACGUUCAUUCCUUCACGGGACCGUUAAAGCUAUUCUCGAACGACAUUGCAUUGGUACUCCUUUCGACCCACGUAUCAAUUAACGUUAACGUUCUUCCUAUUUGCCUGGACUGGGGACAAAGGCUGCCACCACUUCCGUCCGGAACCCUAGGCUUGGUUGCAGGUUUCGGUGGUUACCGCGAUAUGCAGUACGACGUGCUCAAAUACACUACACUACCUUUUCUUGAUCACCAUGACUGUGAGAAAAAUACUUCGCUCAAUCUACAAAUGUACACAACCGUGGCUGACAAGUUCUGUGUAGGAGUUAAUAACGGCUCAGCUGUUGGUCCAGGGGACAGUGGCGGGGGUAUUGCAUUUGAGACAGAAGGAAAAUGGUUCUUGAGAGGUGUUGUUUCCCUCGGGGCGUACAACAAAGUAGAAAACUCGUUUUUCACUAACGUGGCUCAUCACGUAUCCUGGAUAUCAGACAUAGCUAAGGAAGUGGUUGUUCCAAACCUGGAUGCGAAAUGUUUACGCUGUAUCUGCGAAGCCGCCUCGGGUUGUAACACGACCUAUGGCUGCGCCCUUGGUUUCUGCGGCCCAUUUUACAUGUCCAGAGUGUACUGGAGAGAUGGUGGCAAGCCUGUGCUGCCUGAAGACGACCCAAUAAGAGCCGGAGCCUACGAAGACUGUGGCCGGAACUACACGUGUUCUGCUGUCACCGUCACCAACUACAUGUCAAAGUAUGGUCAGGACUGCAACGGAGACGGUCAUACUAACUGCGAUGACUACGCCAUGAUCCACUUUAAUGGUGGCAAUGCCUGCUACCAGCCAAUGGGAGACACUAACUUUUCGGCUAGGUACGAGCUCUGCCGGGCGGACACGCUGUCUCUACCGCCCAGAACAUAUCAUUCUCUUAUCAACUCAAGUACGGGGAUGGCUUCUGCUGAUACGAGCGCGUCCGUACUUCAAUGUGGAUGUUCCGCAAGUUAUGUUUUUGCAGCAGUGAUAGUUUCAAUGUGGGGUGCUGCGCGUCGCCCGCACUAUAUGCACCGUGCCUCAAUUCUCGCAGCGACGAGUUUUUAGGCGGGUUCCCGGAAAGAACGUGGCCUUUUAAAUUGUUCAUAAUAGCUUGCAAUCAUAAUAAAACGGCAUGCGACUGUGUCACAA